AUGCUGCGGGAGACACGGGGCGCAGCAGCAGGUCCGCUGUUCUGUGAACAGGAGAGCGGCGUUGGCGCCGUCGCUGCUGCUGCUGCUGCUGCUGCUGCUGCUGCUGCUGCUGCUGUUGCGUAUGGAGGAGUAUGGUCACUGCAGCAGCAGCAGCAGCAGCACCAGCAGCGCCAGCAGCUCGCGCGAGGCAGCAGCAGCAGCAGCAACGAAGACAGCGCGCCGGGCAGACGCGAGACAGCUCAAGCCGCUGCAGCCGCCACACAGGCAGCAGCAGCAACAGCAGCAGCAGCAGCAGCAGCAGCAGCAGCAGCAGCAACGAUGCCGUCCAAUAAGAAGCCAAGCAGCAAGACUGGGGGGAAGGCCCGCAGCAGCAAAGACACAACGUAUCAAGUUAGAGACAUUCGGGGGUACCGAAUAGAAAACAAAGUGGAGAAGUUCUUUGUCUUGUGGUUAGACUAUGCGGACGACGAGAGCACGUGGGAGCCCUGGAGUUCCCUGUCCGAUCUUGGCGGAGAUCUCCGCAAGAAGAUGGACGCUCUCAGAGACAGUUCCCUGUCCGAUCUUGGGGGAGAUCUCCGCAAGAAGAUGGACGCUCUCAGAGACAGGUACAAGGAGUCUGUGAAGCGUCUUGUGUCUCUGCUUGCUGCUGUUGAUGCUGUUGCUGCUGCUGCUGCUGCUGCUGCUGCAGCAGCAGCACUCUGUCGCUUCAGGUAUCCUCUCCGACCUCCAACGCGUCUACAGAAGACACGGGAGGAGAAGCAGCGUCAAGCUCCCCAGCAGCAGCAGCAACAGCAGCAGCAGAAGCAGCAGCAGCAGCAGCAGCUGUUGGCUCUGCUACGCCACAGCAGGCGACAGCCGCAGCAUCAUCUAGCACUCCGCCUACCGGGUCUCCGAGUGCAGCAGCAGCAGCAGAAGGCAGCUGUUGGCUCUGCUACGCCACAGCAGGCGACAGCCGCAGCAUCAUCUAGCACUCCGCCUACCGGGCCUCCGAGUGCAGCAGCAGCAGCAGCAGAAGGAGCAGCAGCAGCAGCAGCAGCAGCAGCAGCAGCAGCAGGGCCGCAUGAGGAGCUGCUGCAGCGCGUGGGACUUAGCCGAAUUUCUACUCGUAAUUUACGUUGUUUGCUGCUGCACCUGCGGCAGUCAGCAGCAGACCAUCGAGCUUUCUUUGAGUCUCCAGAGGAGACGCUGGGUUUGCCUCGUCGUCAGCAGCAGAAGCGCAGCAGCAGCAGCAGCACGAGCAGCAGCAGCAGCAGCAGCAGCAGCAGCUGCUGCAGCAACUUCUUAACAGAUAACACAGAAGACUUCAGCAAGUGCCCCCUCCUCGCCCCACAGCUGUGGGGUCGCUUCCCCGCCUUCGUCGACUGGGGAUCGGAUCCCAGCGGCCGUCUGCUGCUGAAACUCGCUUACUUACACGUACACUUCACACCCGUGCGCUUCACUGCCGCAGCUCUGCGGCGCUCGCUGUCGCCGGAGCCAAAAUUUUCUAUGAGCCGGCAGCUGCUGGAGACGCUGGCGGAGUGGCAGCUCAGCAGGCUUAUAGGGUAUGACUGCGUGUUGAUGCCGCACGACGAGUUUCUAUCGCGCAUAGAUAUGAAUAAGCGGCUGCAGCAGCACUGGCAGUGGACGAAGAAGCGGCUGAUAGCUGACGGUCUGCUGCUGCAGCUCAGAGACCCUGUGCAAGACAUUGUCUUCGUUACAUUCCGAGCCACCAGAGAACAGUUGGAGGACUUUUUGAGGGAGAUGGCUCAGCUGCGCCUCAGCAGCAAACUGAAGAAAGCAGCAGCAGCAAAGCCAGCAGCAAACCGAACGGAGAAGGGUGAGGAGACAGAGGCGGCCAGCGGGCAGCCUUCCAAGCAGCAGCAGCAGCAGCAGCAGCAGCAGCAAGGGACGAAGCAACAGGCGCAGGAAGAGGAGCCGCAACAGCGGGAGGAGAAGCAGCAGCAGCAGAACCAGCAGCAGCAGCAGCAGAAGCAGCAGAAGCAGCAGCAGCACGAAGAAGCAGAGGAUGUGGCUGUCUUGGGAGAGUCAAAGGAGGGCGGUGCCGUCCCCGCGAGGGAGGCGAGUGCAGCCAGCUGCCGAGGCAGCAGCCCCCCGAAGCAGCAGCAGCAGCAGCAGCAGCAGCAGCAGGAGCGGCAGAAACAGCAGCAGCAGCAGCAGCAGCAGGAUGAAGAUGAUGAUGUGUUGCUUGUGGAGGACGCUGUAUGUGGGUCUCAGCCGAGCAAGCGUGCGCGUGUGAGUGCAGAGAGGUUUGCUGCAGCAGCAACAGCAGCAGCAGCAGCAGCAGGAGCAGCAGCAGGAGCAGCAGCAACAGGAGCAAGUAUGUCGCCAGAGGUUGUGGUGGCUGAUGAAGAGGAGGAUGUUGUAGAGAUUACUUCUGAUACAGAAACUGCUGCUGCUGCUGCUGCUGCUGCUAUCAAAGUCUCUGUUAAGUAUGCUUGGCUGCGAGCAGCAGAUGCUGCUGUGACGCAUGCGCUGGAGGUCAUCCGGCAUGCAGAGGAGACAGCAGCAGCAUUCGUUGCUGCAGAGCAACAUGCAGCUAGUAAUACCCACCAGCAGCAGCAACAGCAGCAGCAACAGCAGCAGCAGCAGCAGCAGGAGACAGACACGCGAGAUGAGAGGUUUGCUGCAGCAGCAACAGCAGCAGCAGCAGCAGCAGCAGCAGGAGCAGCAGCAGGAGCAGCAGCAACAGGAGCAAGCAUGUCCCCCGAGGUGAUGCAGCUAGUAAUACCCACCAGCAGCAGCAACAGCAGCAGCAACAGCAGCAGCAGCAGCAGCAGGAGGCAGACACGCGAGAUGGUUGAGAAGCACACCGCAGCAGCAGCAACAGCAGCAGCAGCAGCAGCAGCAGCAACAGCAGCAGCAGCAGCAACAGCAGCAGCAGCAGCAGCAGCAGGAGACAGAUAG
Eimeria mitis is the source of this 2904-nucleotide messenger RNA. RefSeq lists its product as uncharacterized. The record is from RefSeq and is a predicted model, not a curated record. Gene Ontology annotation, biological process: chromatin remodeling; regulation of transcription by RNA polymerase II; positive regulation of DNA-templated transcription. Gene Ontology annotation, cellular component: SWI/SNF complex; nucleoplasm; brahma complex. Gene Ontology annotation, molecular function: nucleosome binding. NCBI's taxonomy places the organism in Eukaryota, Apicomplexa, Conoidasida, Eucoccidiorida, Eimeriidae. The transcript has 14 exons. The coding region runs from base 1 to 2904 and encodes 967 amino acids.